AUGGGCGGUACAUGGCACGCGACCUUGCUGCUGGGCGGCGGCUCGCGGCUGCAGCAGGUCACUCUCGUGGUCCUGCCUCCCUUCACGGAGGUACCUCCCAUUUCCCCUUCCGGCCUGUGGCUGCGUACGCUGUUUUGGCUGCUCUUAUAUACCCCGCUUUCUUCCCCUUUCUCCUCCUCCUCUUCUCUUCUUCCUCUCUCUCUCUCUCUCCAGUCUCUCCUGACUACAAUCCAUCAAACCGCCCAGCAACUGUCCGUCAGCUACUCCAACUGCUAUCUCACACGCUCUGCGGAACUCGAUUGUUUACCACAUCAACCUACUCCAGCCCGUGCCGUCUCGCUCAUCAUGGCCACACUUACCAAAGUCGAUUCCGCCAUCGCCGGCCUUCCAUCGCCAGCAGAGGCCAAGAAAGCCUCGAAGAAGGUCAGCAGCUCGAGCCCGGACGUCAUGAACAUUAAAGACCUAGAAGGACUAGGGAUCGAACUGCAAAUAGCCCCAGAAACACAGAAGCUCAACUGGAAGCUAAACACCUCACCUUCGUCCCUGGAGGACAAGGAUGUCCUCAAGAAGUUCCUCACAACACCGCCGGUCAAGAAGAUUGACCUAAAUUUCCCACUAGGCCUCGCGGUCACUGCUCGAAACCUAAAAGGCGUAACAAUCAAGGAUUCGCUCGAUGCUAUUUACAAGCAAUUCAGGAAGAAGGCCGACGACGAGCUUGAUAACCCCAUCCUGGCUGGAUUCGAGUGGGAUAAGGAAGAGUCGUGGACCAGGCUCAUUGUACAUCAGAAGAAGGAAGGUGCACCCGCCCCCAGCAAGAAGAGCAAAAAGAAGGGUGCUGCCGCUGCUGAGUAG
Messenger RNA from Arthroderma uncinatum, 852 nucleotides. RefSeq lists its product as uncharacterized. The transcript has 5 exons. The record is from RefSeq and is a predicted model, not a curated record. NCBI's taxonomy places the organism in Eukaryota, Fungi, Ascomycota, Eurotiomycetes, Onygenales, Arthrodermataceae. The coding region runs from base 1 to 852 and encodes 283 amino acids.